Messenger RNA from Coniosporium apollinis CBS 100218, 1158 nucleotides. RefSeq names its product alcohol dehydrogenase. Bases 1 to 1158 code for a protein of 385 amino acids. Gene Ontology annotation, molecular function: oxidoreductase activity; zinc ion binding. Lineage: Eukaryota; Fungi; Ascomycota; Dothideomycetes. The record is from RefSeq and is a predicted model, not a curated record. The transcript has 4 exons.
AUGAAGGCCGUGCACUAUGAAGGACCGUUCAAGGUCUCCGUCAAGGAGGUCGAGGAGCCGAAGAUCGAACACCCCGACGAUGCCAUCAUCAAGGUCACUACCGCCGCUAUCUGCGGCUCCGAUCUGCACAUGUAUCAAGGCCGUACCGCCGCCGAAUCCGGCCUCAUCUUCGGUCACGAGAAUAUGGGCAUCAUCACCGAAGUCGGCCCCGGCGUGACGCUCCUCGAAAAGGGCGACCGCAUCGUGCUCCCCUUCAACGUGGCCGACGGCCGGUGCCGCAACUGCGAGGAGGGCAAGACGGCGUUCUGCACGGGCGUCAACCCGGGCUUCGCUGGUGGCGCGUACGGCUACGUCGCCAUGGGGCCGUAUAAGGGUGGCCAAGCACAGUAUCUGCGCGUGCCAUAUGCAGACUUCAACGCACUGAAGCUGCCGAAGGGAACGGAGCAUGAGGCGGAUUUCUCGCUGUUGGCGGACAUCUUCCCCACGGGCUGGCACGGGCUGGUGCUGUCUGGCUUCCAGCCGGGCGAGAGUGUAGCCAUCUUCGGUGCUGGGCCCGUGGGAUUGAUGGCCGCCUACUCGGCGGUCAUCAGGGGCGCGAGCCGUGUGUUUGUGGUGGAUCAGGUGGCCGAGAGGCUGCAGGCGGCGGAGAAGAUUGGCUGCACGCCUAUCAACUUCACCGAGAGCGACCCGGUCGAGCAGAUCAUUCAGAAGAACGGAGGUAUGGUGGACCGAGCCGUUGAUGCUGUUGGGUAUCAGGCGGUCGACAAGAGCGGGAAUAAGGAGCAGCCGAACAUCGUCCUGGAUCAGUUGAUCAUGGUGACGCGGCCAACAGGAGGCCUGGGUAUCCCGGGCCUUUACGUGCCUUCAGACCCCGGCGCGCCGGACGAGCAGAGCGGAAAGGGCCAGAUCUUGAUUUCUUUUGGGAAGCUGUUCGAAAAGGGCUUGUCGCUGGGUACAGGCCAAUGUAACGUCAAGAAAUAUAACCGGUACCUGAGAGAUCUGAUCAUCUCCGGAAGGGCGAAGCCAUCGUUUGUCGUAUCGCACGAAGUCGACAUCGAUGAUGCGUCGGACGCGUAUGAGAAGUUUGACAAGCGGAUAGAUGGGUAUACCAAGGUGUUGAUCCAUCCAAAUGGUCCCAUAGACAAGCUUCAGGGCUAG